Molecule: messenger RNA, 708 nt
Organism: Cordyceps fumosorosea ARSEF 2679
Lineage: Eukaryota; Fungi; Ascomycota; Sordariomycetes; Hypocreales; Cordycipitaceae
Exons: 5
Coding region: 1-708 (235 amino acids)
Source: RefSeq, a predicted model, not a curated record
AUGUUCUUCAAGACCUCCAUUACCGUUGCUACUGCGGCUCUUCUCGGCGCUGCCGUCGCCAUCCCCUCUUCUCCCUUUGCAAGCGAAAACGCCGUCUCCGCCAUCAGCAAGCGCGGCCUCGACUGCAACAACCCCGUCUGGGGCCUGUCCCGCGAGGACUGCCAGCACAUGUCCAACAUCGGCUUUGGGCUCCAUGGGCAAGAACCACCGGGGCAACAACGGCGCCAUCUGGAUCGGCUCCGAUGGCCCCACGAGCUUUUUUCCUGUACCAACCGCGCCUCCGAGGGCGGCCCGGCGACCAUCAUCUCGAGCUUCGUCAACGUGCGCCAGCCGUACGUCACCCGGUCGCUGCCCAACGUCGGCGACAGCGGUCACCGUGUCCAUGGCGCAGGGCAUCUCCGGCGCGUUCGCCGCGCUCAAACCACCCGCGCCACCCUCUUGAAGGACGGGCAGGUGUUUAAUGCCUGGGGGCGAGUGGUCGACGGGCCCGCACGCGAGACGGCGGAACGUCUCGCGGGAGCCCAACAUGGGCGGCAACAGAAUGGAGAUGUCGACGUCGGGAGGGUGCCGAGCCAGCGUGGACAGGACUGCGAGGCUGGCUCGCAGGCGGGAAACCCUCACAUUGGUUAUGAUGAGAAGGGCGACCCGACAGAUGGCUGCGGCGGCUACGAGAACGGAGGCAGACUUAAUGUGGAAUUUCACAACUGA